This is a messenger RNA of Rhipicephalus sanguineus (brown dog tick), 2944 nucleotides long. Its product is annotated as aquaporin-7. The record is from RefSeq and is a predicted model, not a curated record. Gene Ontology annotation, cellular component: plasma membrane; basolateral plasma membrane. Gene Ontology annotation, molecular function: glycerol channel activity; water channel activity. NCBI's taxonomy places the organism in Eukaryota, Metazoa, Arthropoda, Arachnida, Ixodida, Ixodidae. Gene Ontology annotation, biological process: glycerol transmembrane transport; water transport.
UUGUUCGGCAACACAGUGCUGGCUGUAGUGACCUUCGACCGGGCUCCGAACUUGGGCUACGCCGCCGCCUUCUGGGGAUGGGCGCUGGCGCUGACGCUGGGGGUGCUGGUCGCCGGUGGAGUAUCCGGAGCGCACCUGAACCCUGCCAUCACGGUCGCCGUGACCACGGUGGGCAAGUUCCCGUGGCGCAAGAUCGUGCCGUACAUGGUAGCACAGUACAUCGGAGCAUUCCUUGCCUCCGUUAUACUGUUCAUCACGUAUCGCGGCGCACUGGACAACUACGACGGUGGAGUGCGGGCUGUGACGGGAUCAAAUGCUACCGCAGGAAUCUUCGCCUCCUAUCCUCAGGAAUUCGUCAGCACUGGCAAUGGCCUGGUUGACCAGAUCGUGGGCACCGCGCUGUUGGUGCUCGCCAUCUUGGCCAUCACUGAUUCGAGAAACAUGGCCGUGCCUCAGGGUGUGCAGCCGCUGUUCAUCGGCCUCGCCCUGGGUGCCCUGAUCCUCUGCUUUGGCUACAACUGUGGAGCGCCCCUGAACCCAGCACGAGACCUGGGCCCCAGGGUUUUCACCGCCAUGGCCGGGUGGGGAGUUGAAGUCUUCAGCUACCGGGACUACAACUGGUUCUGGGUGCCCAUCGUGGGCCCGCACAUCGGCGCCAUUGUGGGCGCCUGGUUGUACACGCUGGCAGUGGAGCUUCACUGGCCCGGAUCGAGCUACGACAUGGACAGCGGUAACACGGUAUCUGCCAAGGACGCACCUCGAUUCCAAUUGGCCAAUCAGAAUGAGGCAAUUUUUUAGAGAUGGUAUCGGACCAGACAGUGUUCGAAUGUGAAAUUGAAAACGUCAUCCAAAUGAGAGGAAUCAAACAGUGCGAAUUGAAGAACUGAACGCGGAGCAAGAAACAGAAAAUGGGGAUUAAGAGAAACACAUGUGGUUGGUUACCGGGAAAAAAGAAAAUCAUCGCCUCCCCCCAACAUUCACAUACAACACACUGCACACAACUACAGUCCCACCGCGGGGGCCACCACGAUCGAUGCAUCCGAUGCGAGGCAAGGCGUCUCUAUGGAGCCGUACACAUCUCAUCACAAACGUACAGUUCAAGCCUGGAUCCAUCACCCGGCUGGUGUGGGAUAAAAAACAACGAAUCGCUGGACUACUGCUGAACAUAUGGACUUCAUCUUGCGGCGCAACUGUAUUUCGAAGCUCUCCUACGCGGUUUUGAGUGUUUUCUUCAAAACGCGAGUUCAUCCUCUCUCACUGCACCACAAAUCAAUGUGCGGCUUCCUGCCACUGUUUGCUGCAUACAACUUUUAUCUCACAUUUAGUAACUACGCACUCUAGAAACCAUGUAUCGAUCGAAAGGAAUCACAUAUCCCGUGGCUAUCUGGAUACUAGUUAUGGACAUCCACAUUCUGGGCCAUUUUCCUUGGUCUUCAAUUGUGAACUGGCUUUCGUGACGUGGCAGAAAUGACGCAUUAGCGAUGACUUGCCAUAAAAAACAACUGUUUUCUCUCAAAACUUGUAUGAGUAAUAUUGAUGAAGUAAUCUAAACACGUAUUCACAAAAAAGCAUCUUACGCUAAAAUAUUCGUAAGAGAAUAUUUCAGCCGCUCACGGUGCGAGGCAUAUCAUUAGCGAAGCCGGCUGCCCAAUGAGAAAAGCCCUUGCGAAAGAGGAGUUUUGUUAGUUCGGCGCCUGAAGUACUAAGCGUUUUGCCAAACAUGACAGGAACUGCUUUGAAGAUGUAACCAUGGUCUGCAAAGAGCGCGCGAAGUGUAAUGAAAGCGGUUUUUUUUUUUUUAAUCUAACAAGUAGUUUUGCGGUGCGAGCGCGUUUUUCGCAACUCUAAAAGCUUGCCAAAGAUUUCUGGUCUUUCUCGCUGCUGCGAUCUUUAGUAACUUUAUCGCCUCUUACGCAAACGACGAUCGAAGAAAAAGUAAAUAAAGAAUAAUAAAUCUUCAUGCUGCCCGCGUUCUCAUAUACAUACCAUACCUCAUGUUGUUCAUUUUUACCAAUGAGUAUUUUUUCCCUUCCACUUGUUCAUUGGAUUAUAUGUAUAGAUAUUGUUUCUUCUGUUUCAACAUGUUAUUUUCCAUUCUUUUGUCGUUACUAAGAUAGCUAGACCUGUAUCUCUCUUUUUACAGAUUAUCUGCAGAUUUUAUCAAUCACUUUCCAGUGAGUUACUGCGACACACUAUCUUUCGAGAAAAAUAAUCAUUCCUAACGAAGAAAAAAAACUUCACCGCGGAUUUACGCUAUUCUUUGGCUGCAUUCCAUUUAAUAAAAAUGCACAACGCUUCUGCUAAACGAAGAUGUUAAUAAGAAGCAAAAGAAAGAUUUUUUUUGGGUGUCCAUUGAUGUAUACUCUUGAAUCCUGAGCAUUACGCUCGCCUGAAAUCUGAUGACUGUUCUGUUUCUUUCUUUUCUGCAGCUAUAUAUUUGAGUAAGCCACUCGAUGCUUACGUUCUUUUUCUGUGCCGCUAUGUUUUUAUUUAAAUCACACACUCGUGCCACAUUUGUAUCCUACGUGCUUUGUGUAUACACCCCCCAACCGCAGCAUUCGUUUAAACACUGGGCUGAUGUUAUCAAAAUAUAGAGACAGAGCUAUGUUUUAAUAACGGAAACAGUGCGUGGUUUCACUGUCUUGCUUUUUUUUUUUGUCGAACAUGCACGUUUGUAAUAUGCGCAAACGCAAAUGUUAAUCCACGCAGCAGCUUUACAUUUAUCCAACACUGCGUUGAGAAAAAAAGAAUAAGAGAAGCCGAGCGAAGCGCGCGCUUAUAUUUGCCUGUAUUCGCGUUCUCUGGAUUGUUAUUACUGUUGUUGUUGUUGUUGUUACGUGAAUUUCUGUCACAUCUCGUCCAUCAUGUAUUCCGACAAGCGGUUACUGUUGUUGCAUUGUCUUCACUGGCGUCCUGAAAUAAACACCACGUUGUAGUCUGUUAA